GGAAGUAUUAUAAUGGACACAUUGCGGAUGUCACAGCAUGGGGCGCUGCACGCUCAGUAACUGAUGAAUUAUUAAGUUUACAGCGUUUUGUACAUGUGUAUUUUUUAUGCUAAUUGUUUAGUGUUGGCUUGAAACAAGAGUUCACAUGGCGUCUCAGCGAGUUUGUCAAAUGGUGCAGCGCCGUUUGGUGUCCAGUGCAGCAGCCGAGGGGCUUUCCACGUCCGAAUUGCGCAGUUGGCGUAGUACCCUGUUCUCCAAAGAGCAAGCUCGACAGCGCUCGCUGUUUCCCCGCAUUGAGAAAAUCGAGGUCACCAUGGACGCACCGGGGCUACAGGGAACACUUCUGGUGAUGAACAAGGGCAUGUCCACACCAUAUAGCUGUGCAAGACAUUUGACAGAGUGGCACGUGUCUAGUGCAGCUCUCGCACUGGUAGAUGGAGAGCCAUGGCACAUGCAUCGCCCACUCACUCGCUCCUGCUCGCUCACACUGCUCACGUUCAAAGACACCAACCCUCAGCUCCUUAAUCAGGCGUAUUGGCGUUCCUGUUCAGCCAUGUUGGGACAAGUUCUUGAUAAUGCCUUCAAAGAGGAGUACAGUGUGGAGCUGCUGAAGAUUCCUGAAGUUCCUGUGACUGCUGGUGCUUUCUGCUCUGAUGUGGUCUUGGAUCCUCGGUUAGAUUCCUGGACUCCUUCAGAGGAGAACAUGCGCUCAUUCACUCGAGAAGCUCAGCAGCUAAUGCUUAAAGAUAUACCCUGGGAGCCUCUGGAUGUGGCACCUCCUGUAGCACUGGAGAUCUUCUCUCAUAGCAGAUAUAAACAAGAGGAGGUGGAAGAAAUGGCUGCAAAAUGCCCUAGUGGCACAGUGUCAUUAUACAGGUGUGGGGAGCAUGUGACUCUGUCAGAGGGCCCCCUAGUGGUCAGAACAGGUCUGUGCUACCAGUAUGAAGUAACAGCAAUGCAUACACUGGGAGAAGGACAGUGGGGUUUGCAUCGACGAGCCCAGGGCCUCUCACUUCCCCUCAACCUCACGGCUCACCAUACAAUUUGGCGAAAGCUGAGGAAGAGAGCUGAGAAACUGGUGGAGAUUCCUUCAUCUGCAGCCACUAAACCUGAAACCACAUCCCCUUCUCCCAAAUCUAUUCCCUCACCAUCCCAACACUGACCUGCAAUUAAUCCUGUUUAUACAUAAAUAUUGUUUCCUAUUGUGUAAUUUUGCUGAAUAAAUCACUCAUCAGUGCGA
Messenger RNA from Silurus meridionalis, 1240 nucleotides. It is a transcript of the gene mrpl39, whose product is annotated as mitochondrial ribosomal protein L39. The record is from RefSeq and is a predicted model, not a curated record. Bases 146 to 1162 code for a protein of 338 amino acids. NCBI's taxonomy places the organism in Eukaryota, Metazoa, Chordata, Actinopteri, Siluriformes, Siluridae. Gene Ontology annotation, molecular function: nucleotide binding; RNA binding. Gene Ontology annotation, cellular component: mitochondrion. The transcript has 10 exons.